AAAGAAAGCCUGUUAUUUGUUCCGAAGGGUGGAUUAAAGAAAUGCACAGGGGAAAAUACCAUCGAGUCCCACUUAAUCGUUUGUUGUGCGACGAAAACUGGUGAAUAAAGGAUUUAAGUUCUCUGUGACUAACUAAAUAAGGAAACAUUUUAUUGAAUGAACAAUAGCUCGUUGAAGGCGGUACACGUAUCGUGCAAGACGCCGCUUGCAUCGUAUUUGGAGUAGGUCGAUAAAAGCCGUAAACGCCACCUAUAGUCUUUUCAAAUUGCAGCUCUGAAUGGAUUUACAACUUUCAACAUAAUAAAUUCAAAUUUUGGAUGAGAAUGGAUUAGCUUAGAAUUCGAAGCUUCUGGAGCCGAUGAAACAUGUAACUUUCAAACAAUGGCAGAUGGACAUAGUAAAACGCCUCAUCGGGUGUCCAAAUUACCAGCUGCUCUUCAAAUUUCAGGAACUGGUUUUCUAAUAAUAUUUGGCAUCGUUGCCAUUGUAUUGUCAUGCAAAUGGUCAUAUUUUGCUGCUCCAAUUAUCGUUUGUAUAUUGAUACUUGGUCCAACAGGGAUCAUUGGAAUAUGUUUUUCCAGAAGAGGAAUUGCUCUUUUGCAUACCAGGCAUACGUUCUACAGGGUAUUAUCUUGUAUAUCUAGUCUUAUUUCGUUGGCAUUAGCUGCUCUCUAUUGCUCUAUAGCUGCUUCCGAAGAUGCUUCAAUGUGCACACCGGGUGUGAUGAGUUCGUCAUUUUCUUGUGAACAGUUGGAAACGAGACGGGCCAUUGACGGGGUGAUUGCCGCGGUUGCAUUCCUCGAGUUCAUCGUCUGCUUCCAAAUAGCUUUAGAAGUACAAUGGAGUACGUGCUUCGGUCGAAAGGCGACGGAAACAAAGAAUUUGUCUCUGCAGAAUCUUGAUGGAGGUCAUUUUUCAUCGUCCGAAACUGCGUCAAAGAAAAAAACAGAAGGUGCCGAUAAUACAGGCUAUGAAGGCGGGGAUGAUGAGAAUGCAAUCACAGGCUAUCAAAUUAUGGAUAGUGGUGCCAUGCGAAAGUUUAGUAGUAGGCCUAACGUAAAGUCCACAGUUGGGCCUACACAAGACUUAGACAUGUUAGAAGAGCUUCAUGAGCCAUCCUCUGUCCCAAGGAGUGUUUCACAAGGUUUGGACGAAUUAGGAGCAGGAGCAAGCGGAGGAGAUGUGGUGUCUGACUCUAGACUCUUCCCUCCACAUAGUCGUCUUGAGAAACCAGCCGUUCGGGAUUCAUUUUUCGAUGAUAUGGAAGAAGACCCAGAUAAUUACGAUCCAGACAUGUCUAGUCAAAUGAUCCAUCCAUCUCGAGGAGGUACAAUCAUGCUACCUGCCCAUGGUAUUAGUCUAUUCAUCCCAGUCUGGGCUUUACGAAAGGAAUGCAGAAUCACGAUGAAGGUAGGCUGGGCGAUUAUGUUCCAUGAUAUUUGCUCCGGCGACAAUUAA
This is a messenger RNA of Lytechinus variegatus (green sea urchin), 1458 nucleotides long. RefSeq lists its product as uncharacterized. The transcript is spliced from 13 exons. The record is from RefSeq and is a predicted model, not a curated record. The coding region runs from base 382 to 1458 and encodes 358 amino acids. NCBI's taxonomy places the organism in Eukaryota, Metazoa, Echinodermata, Echinoidea, Temnopleuroida, Toxopneustidae.